This is a messenger RNA of Haliotis rubra (blacklip abalone), 2250 nucleotides long. Its product is annotated as cytochrome P450 2U1-like. Gene Ontology annotation, molecular function: iron ion binding; oxidoreductase activity, acting on paired donors, with incorporation or reduction of molecular oxygen, reduced flavin or flavoprotein as one donor, and incorporation of one atom of oxygen; heme binding. The transcript is spliced from 4 exons. The record is from RefSeq and is a predicted model, not a curated record. Gene Ontology annotation, cellular component: intracellular membrane-bounded organelle; cytoplasm. The coding region runs from base 118 to 1596 and encodes 492 amino acids. Gene Ontology annotation, biological process: xenobiotic metabolic process. Lineage: Eukaryota; Metazoa; Mollusca; Gastropoda; Lepetellida; Haliotidae.
CUGAUUUAUGGUUCGUUGUGUAACAAUGCAUGUUGUUGCAUAAGGCAACAAUAUUCAGUGUAAACUCCGCAACACACGGUGACAUCUUUCGUUUUGAGAACGUAACAGGAGGAGACAAUGGUGGAUAUAUUCGCCUUCAGUCCUACAACUGCGCUGUUGUUUGGAGCUGUGCUAGUUUUGUUAUGGCUGCUAACGCGGCGACCCUCAGGGCUCCCUCCCGGUCCCCCUCUCAUCCCGUUUGUUGGGAAUAUCCUGUCCAUGGACGCGGAUCCCCGCAUUGCGUUUAAGAAACUCAGGCAACAAUAUGGGGACAUCUUCAGUGUUUACGUGUUUAACAAACCUCUCAUCGUCCUCAACGGCUACAGCACUCUGAGAGACGCCUUUGUCAAGAACGCCGACGUUUUCUCUGACAGGCCACACUCAACGUUCAAUGACUACAUUCUGAAAGGGAAAGGUCUGUCCGGGACCUCUGGAGCGCUCUGGCGCGAACAAAGACGCUUCGCCCUCACCACUCUCAGGAAGUUUGGAGCGGGCAGGAACAUCAUGGAGGACAAAAUACACGAAGAGGUCACGAACUUUGUCGAGGCUUUGGAGACAGAACGAGGACAAGGGUUUGAAUGCAAACUUCUGGUGCAAAACGCAGUAUGCAAUGUCAUCUGUUCCACUAUGUUCAGCAAGCGAUUUGAAUAUACCGACCCGCUAUUCGUGAAAGCUUUGAAAGCUAUGGAUGAAUUUGUUGCCAACUUGGGUACUUCUGGUCUGUUGAAUGUGCUGCCUAUUGUGCGAUUUCUACCAGGGGAUCCAUUCAAAUUUAAGAAGACUGUUCAGAGUAGCCAAACCAUGGUUUCACUUCUCAUAGAGCCUAUGAUAAAGGAGCAUUUGCUGACCCACGACGGUAACGUUGACGACUUCAUCCACGCCUACAUCAAGGAAAUGCGACUACGGAAAGAAACGCAAGAGGAGACGACCUUAGACAUGGAGAACUUGGUCAGUGUUAUUGUAGACCUCUUUGGAGCCGGAACAGUAACCACAGCCACUAUCAUACUUUGGACACUGGUCUAUUUACUGCAUAACCCGGAUGUACAGGAAAAGUGUUUUCAGGAAAUCAAAGAAAACAUUGGCCAGAGCAGAUUGCCCUCCAUGAAGGACAAGAUCAACGUGCCCUACGUGGAGGCAACCAUUAUGGAAGUGUUGAGACGAGCUGAUAUCGCCCCCACAUCAGUCCCUCAUACCGUUCCCCAUGAUGUCCAGUUCGGGGGAUACACGUUCCCCAAAGGUGUCCCAGUCAUAGUGAUGCUUGAUUCGGUCCUACAAGACCCGGAUGUUUGGGGUGACCCCGAAAAUUUCCGACCGGACCGUUUCCUUGACGACACCGGCAAGAUUGUAAAGAAAGAAGAGUUCAUUCCGUUCUCUCUGGGUCGAAGGGUUUGUCUGGGUGAGUCGAUGGCCCGGAUGGAGUUGUUCCUCUUCCUGACCACCAUGAUCCAGAAGUUCAAGUUCGUCCCGGUGGAUGGUCAGAUGCCUUCCUUGGAUGCAAUCAUAGGCUCAACGUAUACUCCAAAACCAUUCCUCGUGAAAGCCAUUCCUAGGAUGUAAUCAUUUUAUGUUAAUGAGAGAGAAGGAUGAGAGAGAGAGAGAUUAAGAUAAGAGAUGGAGGGCCCAGAUCAUUUAUAAAUUAUAUUACAUCCCCGAAUACCAAUGACAGCUUACAUGCUUCUUUUUGCAUUUCGGAACAUACAUUUUUGCGUCAAGUAAGUCUAUGAGAAAAAACUAAAAUGCACAUCUUUCUCGUAUAAGCGUUUCACGGUGAAAAAGAAUGUCGCCGUCAGCAUGCUUAUUACAAGGUUUGUUUCUUUGGAAAGAUUAUUGCGUGAUGAGACUGUCACACAAAGUUUGUAAAGCAGAUCGAUAGUCCAGGUACAGAGAUUUCCAAAGUACAUCUUAAUUUUUUCUCUCGUUACCUCGAUUACUUUCUCAUAAGUGUAAUUAUUUAUCGUUUUGGCAUUAGCAAAUUCGUUUGGUUGUGUUUGAUUCUCAACCAUUUGGUAACUUUCUUCAGGGUAUGGACCUAACAUGGUGAAUUGUUAGUUUGGUUUUGCUGGUCAGAUUACAUGUGUACUGUAAUAUUGCAGACUACGAAACACCAAAGCAACAGCACUAUUUUUGUACAACUUUUCCUAUUUACUAAUUUAAAACCAAUGUAUUGUGAUAUGAGAUCAUGUGUUCGUAGCGGGAGCUGUGUAAGUGUUU